AUGUCACAAUUGCUUUCAACACAAUAUUAUGAGAGUUUAGAAUUCUUCAAAAAUAAAUUUGUAGGUCCUGAGAAAACCAUGGAAGAAGCAAAACAUGUAAUGGAUGAUAUGGCCGUGCCAAUUCCUGAUAAUAUUAUCGUGAAUGAGAUUAAAUUGGAUAAAAGAUAUAGGAUCAAAAGCAAGGAAUAUUUAGAGAAUGGCUUGAAAAAGUACGAGGACGUUGUGGAUGAGAAGUGGAAAAAUUUGGAUGAUGGAGGGUUAUGCGGAGAGUGGAUUAGAGUUAAGGAUGAAGGGGAAAAGAGUGAUGGAAGUAAUCUUGGAAAAAUUAAGGUUACAGGAAGG
Funneliformis mosseae is the source of this 342-nucleotide messenger RNA. The record is from the annotation of a GenBank genome assembly. Lineage: Eukaryota; Fungi; Glomeromycota; Glomeromycetes; Glomerales; Glomeraceae.